ACCGUCGGAAUCUGUGCCAUUGCAAGGUGGCACUGAGAUCGAGAUGGCACUCCGACUCGCCUUGGUGCUGCUCCUGAGGGCUCUGCUCGUCCAGUGUAAUGAGCAUUGACAUCGUUGACCCGACAAUGUUGGUGAGAUGAAACGGACGAUCAUCGAUCCAGAUCAUAUUGACGAAGGAGACGACAUGCUCUUCACAGCCAACCAAUCAGCGGCCUUGAAUCUGACGGAGAGAAUGAUGCAGGAUGUGGAGACGAUCGAAAUCGACGACCUCCUGCUGACCCGCGCCCAGGCAGCCGCCAUCGCCAGCAGGAAGGCGGUGAACAACGUGGCCCAACACUGGCCCGACGAAAACGGUUUUCCUCACGUGCCCUAUACUUACGAGGACACCCUAGUGGACAGGACAGCAGUCGAGGCGGCCAUACAGCACUGGAGAGAUCACACCUGCAUCACUUUUACCGAAGUUGCCCAAACCGAAACGGGCCCUCGUCUUCGCUUCAUACGCCACGCCAGCUCUUGCAAUUCCUUCGUUGGCUACAUCAACAGAGCCGAUGGCCAGAUCAUCAAUGUGCCUGAGUGGUGUGAAGAAUCGUUUGGCAGCCUGGUCCACGAGAUCGGCCACGCCAUGGGCUUCUGGCACGAGCAGUCGAGGUCAGACAGGGAUUCCUACGUCAGUAUCCUCACGCAUAAUAUUCGGCCGGCGGCGCUGGGCAACUUUGACCUCGAGGUGGACAACUCCUAUGGUGUGCCUUAUGACUACAAGUCGGACAUGCACUACGGCGGGAAGGGCUUCACCAAGAACGGGCUGAACACCAUCGUGAGCAUAGACCCGCGGUACCAGGACGUCAUGGGCCAACGCACCGGCCUCUCUCACAUGGACAAGCUCCUGGCCAACACCAUGUACGGCUGCACGGCCAAGCUUCUCGGCACGUGCGGGAUAGCGAGCGACCCCUGCCAGAACUACGGUUUCCUGGGGAAGGACUGCAACUGCGUGUGUCCUGAAGGCACGUCUGGAAGCAACUGUGAAACCCUUGUUACACCUUAUAACGAUAUUGGCUUUGCACCAAACACCGAGAUUGUCACGGAGCCAAAAACCAUCACGACAGUAGGAUAUCCCAGUGAUUUUGCCCUGUACACGGACUUCGUCAAGUGGAUCAAGGCCCCGGCGUGCAAGCUCAUCAAGAUCACCUUCACGGACUUCGAACUUUACCAGAAAACGGACAAGACGGUCGAUGGAGUGACAGUGAAUGCGUGCUGGCAUGACCACCUGGAGCUGAGGACGAGCAACAUGCUGGAGGGAGACUGGUACUGCGGAACAAGCAUCAGCGCCGGCCAGGAAUUCAUCACAACAGGAAACGAAGCAGUUCUGUACUUCCAGGCGAGGACCAACUUCAACAGGGGCUUCUCGGCUGACGUCACGUUCAUAGACGACCCCUCCUGCACGGAUACAACUACAACUACAACCUCAACAAGCACAACUACAACAAGCACAACCACAACUACAACUUCAACAAGCACAAGCACGUCCACAAGUACAGCUUCAACAAGCACAUCCACAACCACAUCAGAAAGCACAACCACAACUACAACAUCAACAAGUACAUCAACAAGCACAACAUCAACAAGUACAACAACCACAUCAACAACAACCACGACAACAACAACCACAUCAACAACAACCACACAACACCACAACCAACAACAAGUAUUAUGACAACCACCCCAUCCAUGUCUUCGUGGGACCCGUGUGGAUAUUCGAUACAAGACGGUUAUAUCUAUCUUACGUCUCCAGAUUUCCCUUCGUUUUACCCAAAUAACGUAAAGUGCACGCUGGCAAACAUUACGGAUGCGCUCGGACUGACCAUCAUAGACAUAAGAUGCUAAGACUGAUCUUUGGCGACCUCCUGAAGAUCGAGAACCCAUACACACCACCACGAAGAAUGGUCUUCCGCUCAGCCCGGGCACGAUACUGAUCCCGAGCGCGCAGUUCCUGGCCACAUUCACGUCCAACGAGAGAUACCGGUGGCGAGGCUUCAAUCUCAGGCUCCGCGUCAAAAGCGAUACAGGUUGUCACGAGAAACUUUCGGCGACGGAGGCGUUAUCACAUCCCCUAUGUUCCCCAAACCACACCGAGGAACUUACUGCGAAUGGCACAUCACUGCUUCGGAGGGGAAAAAGGUUCAGAUCGACGUGACGCAUCUUAGGAUCCGAUACUCCAACUUCCUGGCAGUGAAUCCCACGACAGAGCUCUAUUACCGCCGUGGCAGCGUGAUCUACCUGCCGCACCGUUGGGCUCCGAGGCAGAUCGUAUCGGAUUCUAACCUCAUCAGGAUCCUCUUCGCGGGAAAAUAUGGAUCGAAGGGGUUCAGGAUCGAGUACAGCGAAGUCGAUAACAAAUGAGCAUCGUAAGAGAGGGAAAAACAAAAGAGGAUCGAAGGAAUGGGAAGAUAAAGGAGGAUUAGAAGAAAUGGGAGAAAAUGAGUUUCUGAGUUGCCAUAACCCGGACCUUAACAUCCAUUUUAUUUAUUGAUUUAUUAUAUUUAUUUCUAUGAUUGUUUGAUUCAUUCAACUAUUUAUUUAUUUAUGUGCGUGUAUGUGAAUUGUUUAUUCCUUAUUUUCUUUCCUAUUCAGUGCCUCCUCUUUAUUUCCCAUUUUCUAUGACCCAUUUUCCUUUCCAACCCCUUAUCCACCUAUAUAUUGGAAUAAUUAUUUGGGAAUAUGGUGCAGCUGCUAUCAUUACAAAAAAGAAAAGAAAAAAAAUCUAGAGGAACAGUUUGGAAAUCCAAGCCCAUAAUAAACUUUAGAUCGAGCAA
Messenger RNA from Penaeus vannamei (Pacific white shrimp), 2810 nucleotides. Its product is annotated as protein SpAN. Gene Ontology annotation, molecular function: metalloendopeptidase activity; zinc ion binding. Lineage: Eukaryota; Metazoa; Arthropoda; Malacostraca; Decapoda; Penaeidae. Gene Ontology annotation, biological process: proteolysis. The record is from RefSeq and is a predicted model, not a curated record.